ACGAAAGAAGAUGUUACUGUAACUUUACUAUUACCAGGCAUUGGAAUGGAAGACUGUGUUGAUGGGCAUCAGCCGGAAGACAAAAUGAAGAAAGCAAUUCAAGCUGGAGAGAGUAUAUCCACAGGCAUAGACUGUGGUGGUGUGAACAUCAAUAAUAAUCAGAAGUCAGGCAUAGAAGAACAAUCUGUCCAGCCUUUAAUGGACCAUAUUGCAGAGAGAGAAAGUUUAAACGAAAGUGGUACUUUUGAUGAAAUAGGUUUCCCUGUGGAGAAGAUGGAUAUGGAACUGGGUUGUGAGAUGGCUGGAGAUGUGAAUGCAUUACCCAAAACUGAUCCAAAUCUAGAAGCCAUUCCACAGUAUCAGUCACCUGAAGAUUUCACAAAGAGGCACGGAUACCUUUCAAUGGUAUUUCCACCCUCAAGAAAUGAAAUGCCAAGUCAUUGUUCUGAUGGUAGUGAUGUUAACAUAGAAACUAGCCACUAUAACAAAAUAAAUGAAUGUGAAAGGAUAAGUAGCAUUAAUGAAAGCAAAAGCUGCAAUAUUCCUUUGGUGGAUGUGGGCACCUCCAGUAAGGAACAGGAGACCUAUAAGACUCAAUAUGUACCAGCACCUCAGAGCGUGAACCAAAGGAAUAACAGUGAACAAAAACCAUUCUCGUAUACAAAAAGCAAGGCACUAACCAAACUCACUAAUGACGAGGUACAACCAGGUGAUAAAGAUUAUGAAUUACAACUCUUUAAACCGACAUUAGAAAACAAGGCUGUGACAGAUCUUUCAGUACUCAACGCCCCUCAGGAAGAUAAUGCCAAUUUUGCAUCUGAUCUUGAAGACCUGCAUUUAAGUGAAUCCGAUUGGCAGACCUUUUCUCCUUCCACAGAAGAAGAGGAAGACGCCACACAUGUUGUCUGUGGGCUCAUUAAUGAACUUUCCAAAAUAAAUCGUGUCAUUAUGAUCACCCGUCGGGAGCUGGAAAGCAUGAGGCGACACAAAAACAGGAGAGUGAGAUCAGUUGGCAGACACCCACACAUCUCAAAAGGAGCAACAAAUGUACCAUAUUCAGUGAAGAGGAAAGAUCUAUGAAAAAUAUUACAACUUGCAACCUGAUAUUUACAAAGUAUUUACUGCCCAGAAACAGGCUAUUCAGCCCAAUUGGUCCAUGCUGGUUUCAAUGCUGCACACAACCUUCCUUCCCUUCUUAAUAUAACCCCAUCAAUAUAUCCUUUUAUUUAUUUCUCCCUCACAUGCUUACUAGCUUCCCCUUAAAUGCAUCCACAAUAACUGCCUCAGCUACUCCUUGAGGAGCAAGGUUUACAUUCUAACCACCAUCUGGUAUAAGAAGUUUCUGCUGAAUUCCUUAUUGGAUUUAUUAAUGAUUGUUUUAUACUUAU
This is a messenger RNA of Carcharodon carcharias (great white shark), 1388 nucleotides long. RefSeq lists its product as uncharacterized. Lineage: Eukaryota; Metazoa; Chordata; Chondrichthyes; Lamniformes; Lamnidae. Gene Ontology annotation, biological process: double-strand break repair involved in meiotic recombination. The transcript is spliced from 5 exons. The coding region runs from base 46 to 1080 and encodes 344 amino acids. The record is from RefSeq and is a predicted model, not a curated record.